Molecule: messenger RNA, 2040 nt
Organism: Adineta steineri
Lineage: Eukaryota; Metazoa; Rotifera; Eurotatoria; Adinetida; Adinetidae
Source: the annotation of a GenBank genome assembly
AACUUGAAUUAGCUGAAGGUGAUAUUACACAAAAAGGUUUUGAAAAGAAACGUGUGAAAUUACUUGCACCUUAUCAACAACAAUUAAUAGAAAGUCCAAUCGGCAGCACUACUACUAAUAAUAAAAAUAAUAAUAAUAAUAAUAAUCAUCAACACCAUGACAAAUCUUCAAAUCGUCAAUCAAAAAUUCAAUGUCGACGUCAAAAACGUGAUGGUUAUAAUCGAUAUCAUUCAGAUGUUCGUCAAGAAGCAGUUAAACAAGCAUUAGAACAAUUUGGAGCUCGUCCUAUUCCAUCAUCAAAACGUAUUAUUAGUUCUUUAGCAAAACAUGAAUCUUCUGAUGAUGGUGAAGAUGAUGAUGGAGAAAGUAGUUCAACAUAUGCAACAACAAAUGAUGAUCAACAAAAUAAAGAAUCAUCUAUUUCACCUAUUCCUAGUAUUCCAGUACAAAAUCAUCAUUAUCAAAAUCCUCUAACUGUUGAAGCAAUUAUUAAACAUAUACAACCACCACCACCGCCGCCAACAUCAUCAACAUUUUUAUCUGAUUUUAUUCAUCGUAGUCAAGAACCAUCGUUAUCAAAUAUUGAAUGUGAUCUAACACGAAGUGCAGGCGCACGCUAUCGUGAUUCAAAUUCGGAUUAUGUUAAUACAAGUCAACAACAUUAUGUUUUAUAUGGUGAUCGAAAUGCACCUGUUGAUUCACCAAUAUCAUUUGUGAAUUCAAUCAAUCAUAAUAACGAAGAACGAAAACCAAGCUUACGUGUUUCAUCAAAAAUUCUUGCUCUUGUUAAUACAUUAAAACGUCCAAAACGUAAACCAAUACGAGAAUAUUAUGAAGAUAAUGAAGAAGAAUUAGCUAUUGCACCUAUUGAUCCUCUUUCUCCAAGAGCAGAAGGUGGAAUAUCCGUUCCAUCAUGUGGUGAACAAUUAGUUGUAUCAUCACAAUGGCCAAAAACAUUUCUAGCUGCAUUACAACAGCAUGCAAUUCAACAGCCUCGUUCUAAUGCUAUUACAAUACUUGAUGAACAAACAAAACCUGCGCAAUCACUCACAUUUCUUAAAUUAUUAACACGUUCACAAAAAAUAGCUUAUAAUCUACUUCAUAAAGUUCAUUCACAUGGUAAUACUGGAAGUAAUUCACGAGAAAAUUUACUUAAACCAGGCGAUCGUGUUGCUCUUGUUUAUUCAAGUAAUGAUCCAAUUAAUUUUAUUUGUGCAUUUUAUGGAUGUUUACUUGCUGGUAUUGUUCCGUUACCCAUUGAUGUACCAUUAGCACGACGAGAUUGGCUUUCACAACGAAUUGGUAUACUUCUUGGUCAAUUAUCUAUAAAAGUAGCAUUAACAUCUGAUUCAUGUUAUCGUCAAUUACCAAAAGUUCAACAACAUACACAAACAUCAUCAUCAACAAAUUUAAAUGAAAUUGUUUCAUUUAAAGGUUGGCCUAAUUUAAUCUGGUUUAUAACUGAACAUUUAACAAAACCACCAAAAGAUUGGAUUAUAAAUGAUUUACCACGUUCAUCCUAUGAAACUACACCAGCAUAUAUUGAGUAUACAUCUGUUAAAGAUGGUAGUAUUGUUGGUGUUACAAUAAAUUAUGAACAAUUAUUUGUACAUACACAAACACUUGUGAAUGCAUGUAAAUAUUCAUCAACAGAUAUAUGCUUAUGUUGUGUAGAUUAUAAACGUCAAAUUGGUUUAUGGCAUACAAUACAUGCAAAUAUAUUAUCAGGUAUGCAAGUUAUAUUUAUUCCUACAUCAAUUCUUAAAUCUCAACCAUCAUCAUGGUUAUUAUCAAUAUCAAAAUAUCAUAUAACAACAGCUAUUGUACGUUCACGUGAUAUGCAUUGGGCUGUAUUAGCUUUACGUGAAAUGACAAAUAUAUCAACAACAAUAAAUUUAUCAUCAUUACGUUUAUUAUUAAUAAGUGAUGGUUCAAAUCCAUGGUCAUUAACAGCUGUUGAUACAUUUCUAUCAACAUUUGUAUCUCGUGGUCUUCGAUCUGAUUGUUGUUGUCCUUGUUCCUAUUCAUCUGAAACAUUAA